GUUUCUUUCUCCAAGAACGAGAUGACGAGUGCAAUAACGUUUGCCGAAGUACUCCACCUUAUGAAGGUUUCCUGCAAUAAAACUGUAUUAUUAGUUCAAUACUCUGCUUUGCCUCUGCAUAUAUAUAUAUAUAGCCAUGAUACUGCAUUAACUCCAGAUCGUCAAACUUAAUUAAGUCUUUUUAUCCAUUUCUAAUUCUCCAAAGUUUGAUUUUGGAUCCAAGAGAAGAGCCCCAAAAUGGGUCAACUCCACGUCUUCUUCUUCCCCAUAAUGUCUCACGGCCACAUGAUCCCAACUCUUGACAUCGCUAAACUCUUCGCUGCCCGCGGCGUUAAAUCCACCAUAAUCACCACUCCCAUGAACGUCCAUUUCUUCAAGAAAUUAGUAGAAACAGUCAAUCAGCUGGGCUUCGAAAUGGGAAUCUGUACCCUCAAAUUCCCGGCCGCUGGCUUGCCGGAAGGAUGCGAAAAUGCCGAUCAACUCACUUCCGAGGACAUGUUCCCCAGGUUCUUCAAAGCCCUGUUUAUGCUCCAAUACCCGCUCGAGAGGAUCCUCGACGAGGUCCGACCCGACUGCCUCGUCGCCGACUCAUUCUUCCCGUGGGAUACCGAAGUCGCCGCGAAAUUCAACAUUCCGAGGUUGGUUUUCUACGGGACUAGCUUUUUCGCUCUCUGUGCUAUGGAGAAUAUGAGGUUAUACAAGCCUCAGAGAGAAGUUUCGUCCGAUGAUGAACCCUUUUUGGUGCCUGACCUUCCUCAUCAAAUUAGGCUCACGAAGAUGCAACUGUCGGAGGACGAACGGAACGGGUCCGAAUCAGAUUUCCAAAGAAUGCAUAUAAAAAUUAAAGAAUCGGAGCUAUCAAGCUAUGGAGUUAUAGCCAAUAGCUUUUACGAGCUUGAAACAGAGUACGCUGAUUAUUACAGGAAUGUCUUGAAAAGAAGGGUUUGGCAUAGUGGACCCGUUUCGUUAUGCAAUCGAGAAGUCGAAGACAAAGCACACAGGGGUAAAGAAGCAGCGAUUGACAAGCACGAGUGCUUAAAAUGGCUGGAUUCAAAGGAACCCAAUUCAGUGUUUUAUAUUUGUUUCGGAAGCAUGGUGAAAUUCGACGAUUCUCAGUUGUACGAGAUCGCAAUGGGUCAGGAAUCUUUCGGACAGCAAUUCCUAUGGGUUGUUAGGAGAGGGAAAAGCGAAGAGGAAAACGAGAAGUGGCUACCAGAGGGGUUUGAAGAGAGGAUGAAAGACAAGGGUUUAAUUAUCAGAGGGUGGGCACCCCAAGUGUUGAUUCUCGAUCACGAAGUGGUGGGUGGUUUUGUGACUCACUGCGGGUGGAAUUUGACAUUGGAAGGGGUCAGCGCCGGAGUACCGAUGGUGACGUGGCCGGUGUUUGCUGAACAAUUUUACAAUGAGAAGUUGAUGACAGAGAUUUUGAGGAUUGGGGUUAGUGUUGGGAAUAAAAAGUGGAGCAUGAAGGUGAAUAAUGGGGUAACGAGAGAGGAGAUUGGGAAGGCGGUGCGACAGGUUAUGGUGGGGGAAGAGGCAGAGGAGAUGAGGAAUAAGGCGCGAGGGUUUAAGGAGAUGGCAAAGAAGGUGGUUGAGGAAGGUGGAUCAUCGUACGCUGAUUUGAAUGGUUUGAUACGUGAAUUGAGUUCUUAUCGAGCUUAAUAUGCCGAAGUCAUAUUGAGAUAAUGGUGGAUGAAGAUUUGAUUUGAGUUGAGUUGAUCGCUUUUGUGUUUUUGUCCUUCAAUUUUACCUGUAUGCUAUUUUAUGUAAAUUUGUUUCAAUACCAUAAAUAUGAAGAGAGAUUGGUC
Molecule: messenger RNA, 1808 nt
Organism: Rhododendron vialii
Lineage: Eukaryota; Viridiplantae; Streptophyta; Magnoliopsida; Ericales; Ericaceae
Product: scopoletin glucosyltransferase-like
Exons: 2
Coding region: 238-1662 (474 amino acids)
Molecular function (GO): UDP-glycosyltransferase activity
Source: RefSeq, a predicted model, not a curated record